Messenger RNA from Toxotes jaculatrix (banded archerfish), 2134 nucleotides. It is a transcript of the gene rgs9a, whose product is annotated as regulator of G protein signaling 9a. The record is from RefSeq and is a predicted model, not a curated record. The transcript has 17 exons. Gene Ontology annotation, biological process: G protein-coupled receptor signaling pathway; regulation of G protein-coupled receptor signaling pathway; intracellular signal transduction. The coding region runs from base 24 to 1469 and encodes 481 amino acids. NCBI's taxonomy places the organism in Eukaryota, Metazoa, Chordata, Actinopteri, Toxotidae.
UUGGUCUUCAUCUGUCUGCAAAUAUGACAAUUAGAACAGCUCGUCCUGACCGGGGCCAACAACUCCGGCCCCGUAUACACUGCCUCAAAAAGCUGGAGACCAUGGUUGUGGAAAUGCAGGACCCGAAAAGUGGAGUGAAAGGCUCAGAGCAGAAACUCAACGUCACUACCAUCCCACAUGUGAUCAGUGGUCAGGACAUAAUUGCAUGGAUUGCCAACAAAAUGAAGACCCCAACAGAAGAGGCUCAUGUCUUUGGCACCAUGUUGGUGGCCUACGGCUACAUCUACCCCCUGCAGAACCACAAGAAGCUGGUCCUGUGCAACGACACCAGCCUCUACCGCUUCCAGACCCCGUACUUCUGGCCUACGCAGAAAUGGUUUGCAGAAGACUCUGACUAUGCCAUUUACCUGGCGAAGAGGAACAUCCGCAAGAAAGGAAUGCUAGAACCCUACGAACAGGCACAUUACAACCACCUCCAUGAAUGGCUGAACCACAAGUGGGACUUUAUUGUGAUGCAGGCCACUGAACAAUACAAGGCUGGUAAGGAGAGGAAGAAGCCGGAUCGUGUGGUGUUUGACUGCCAGGAGAGAGCUUACUGGAUACUGAACAGGCCUCCGCGCCGUACUCACAGUGCAUUGGACUGUGGUCCAGAACGUCUUAUUGAUCCCAAUGCAGAAGAGAAAAUCAGCUUUGACCAGCACAGACGCAUGAACAUUUUCUAUCAACAAGCCAUCAUGAGGUCAAAGGUCAAGUCUAGCGUGUCUCUUGGAGCAUUGGUCAAGUACAUCACAACCUACAAAAACCACGACCCGUUUCUGGCUCCGUGCCUACCCAGCAACCCCUGGCAAACAGACAGCGACGAAUACUGGACUCUCAACAUGAGAAGAGUUGAUGUCCCCACUAAGAUGCGAGUAGAGCGUUGGUCCUUCAGCUUGUUCGAGCUGCUGAGCGACCUGCGGGGCCGAGACGACUUCAAGAUCUUCCUCAAGAAGGAGUUCAGCGGGGAGAACUUGGCUUUUUGGGAAGCAGCUGAAGAACUGAAGUGGGGCACUGCAUCUUCCAUGUCCACGAAAGCUGAGACUAUCUUCAAGACCUUCUUGGCCCCUGGUGCCCCACGCUGGAUCAACAUUGAUGGCAGGACAAUGGGUCUGACGGUGAAAGGCCUGGACCAUCCUCACCGUUACGUGCUGGAAGCAGCUCAGACACACGUCUUCAUGCUCAUGAAAAAGGAUACUUUCUUCCGUUACCUCAAGUCACCGGUGUACAAAGACAUCCAGAAGAAGGCACUGAACCCCGCGGCUCAUAACUUCAGUCCGGCCCAGCUGGAGCAAAAUGCCAACAACCGAAGCCUGGGCAUCCAUCCCAUCGUCCUGUGGCAGCAGGAGGAGGAAGAAAAGGCUAAGGCUGCCGCCGCCGCCGCUCCUGUCGAUGUAAAGGCAAUGAUGAGCAAAAUAGACAGGAAGAAGUAGAGACACACACACACACACUAAGUAUCCACAUAGGUACCAGCUGCUCCUCAGAGUUCAUCCCACUAAGUGUUGCUCUGUUUUAGGGAAUUAUUUUAAAAAAUAUAUAUAUUUUUUAAAAAUUGAUGGCUACAUAUUUGAAUGAAAAUAAUCUCCUUAGGUUGUAAAUAUGAGGGCUGACAUACAACAGGCCAUAGAGACUGAAAACCUUCCCUGUUUUUUUAGAAAGUGAUGCAAUAUUUCCAGAUCAUGCUGUAAGUUCUGUUUCUGUACGAGUCCAAUCAAACCUAUAUCAUGUUAAAGACUCAGAUAUAUGAUAUGACUUUGUAUAAAAGUAAAGAAUAUUAAUAUUAAUUACACUAUUUUUUUUUUUUUUUAGAUGACUGUGUAAUAGUUAGGUUUUCCACUCAUACACAUACAAUAUUCCGCAAGAUUGUUGCUGCAGUUUGUGUGAAAAUAGGAUCAUAGUGUUUGUAUGUACUGCUGUCUGCAGCACAGAUUGAAAGCUUGAAUGUCACUCCAGUGUCUCCACCCUGGUGCGAACGAUCACACUGCUCAUAAUCAGAAUGAAUCACAAUGUCUGUAGUAGGAAAUUUGAACAGAUGAAUAUUUUUACAGGAUGUAAAUUUGGUUUCUGGCCUGAGUUUAAUAAAUGACUGAAUAAUGAA